This is a messenger RNA of Mercurialis annua (annual mercury), 717 nucleotides long. RefSeq lists its product as uncharacterized. The coding region runs from base 1 to 717 and encodes 238 amino acids. The transcript is spliced from 6 exons. The record is from RefSeq and is a predicted model, not a curated record. Lineage: Eukaryota; Viridiplantae; Streptophyta; Magnoliopsida; Malpighiales; Euphorbiaceae.
AUGAAGUCUUCUCCAUGGAGAAGACGAAGAGUUCGUCUUUUCCAUGGGAAAGACAAUGGAAAGACGAACCUUUCUUCUCCAUGGAGAUGGUUUCUCUAUGGAAAAGCCAGAACCACAAACCAGCUACUAAUUUCUUUGAUAGCCACGAUGGUUUAUAAAUUGGAGAAGUACAGUGGGCUGCGGCGGGUCGCAGCUGUGAACAAGGAAGAUAUGUAUAUGGAGAAGAAGUUAAGAAGUCUAAUUAACAUUGGAAAUCCCGAAAAACUAGGAAUGAAAUUAGAUUAUAACCACACCCACACCUAUACAACCACAUUCCUGCAAGAGAGAAGAUCAGUUACCCAAUCUGUAACAGGAAGUUACUAUAGAUUGUGGAAGAAAAUAAAGGACAUUCUAUAUAAGCCGUUUCUCUCUUCUUCUCCGGCGCUCCUUCCUCCACCGGCGCUCCUUCCUCCACCGCUGAUCCUUCCUCCACCGCUCUUCCUUCCUCCACCGCCGCUCUCUCUGCCGUUUCUUUCUUCUUCUCCAUUGUUGCCGUUCAUUGCCGCUCCUUCCUCCACCGCCCCUCUUUCCUCCACCGCUGCUGCUGCUCUUUCCUUCACCGCCGCUCCUUCCCCGUCCAGAAAAUCGGUUUCCAAAUUUUCGGUGCCGCUGCCACCCGCCGUCCGACUGCCAUCAGCCUCCUCCUUCAGUUCGCAGGCUUCCCUGGAAAAUGGGUGA